CUUGAUGACACUAAACCACUCUCAAGUGAAUUGGUGGAACUUCAUGUUUUUUAUGUUCCUGAAGGAUCGUGGAACUAUAAGUUAAAUACCAUUUCAAAAGAAGUUGUUAACAAAUUCAUUUCAGCUGGAUUUAUAAGAGUAUCUCCUCAACUUACUUUACAAGCCCUGAGGGUGCGUCUUGGUGAGUUCCUUGGUGAAGAUGCUGUUGCAGAAAAAUUUUUAUUUCUGAAAUGUAUAGGAAAUAAUCUAGCUGUGGUGAAGACAAAGCAAGAAUCUGAACUGCAACUUAAAUCAUUUGCUCCUCCUUAUGCUCUUCAACCAGAAUUAUAUUUACUUCCCAUAGUGGACCAUUUAGGAAAUACUUAUUCAGCUUCAUCAACAGUUACAUUUGACAACCAGCAGACUAGUAACGCUGAGACUGAUGGAACAGGCGACAGGCCAUUCAGUGAGAUUUUGUCAAAGGAAGAACCUGGAACAGAUGCCGGUUUGUUAGAAAAUACUUUGAGAGAAUUUCUUAACCAGAAUCAGGACGAAGCAAAGGGGAAAAUUACUCCAAAACAAAGCCAAACUGGAAAAAAGAAAAUUCAAAAUUCUGGAUUGCCAAGAUCAUUGGAAGAUUCAAAUACUGAUUCUUUUAGCAACGAGACCAGUCACUGUCCUUGUAAAAAUGAGGAAGAUGCAACUAGUAGCAAUUGGAGAGAAGAUACUCAGAUAGUUGAGAGAACAUGUGCCACUCUACCAGAUCUUAUUGAUUUUCCUUGUCAACCAGUUCUUUCUUCUGGAGUAACUGACACUGCUUCAUCAGAAACUGAGAGAGAGAAAAUUAUUGAACAAAUGAAACAAGUAAAGGAAGAAAGAAAAUAUCUAGAAACAGUUAGAGAAGAACUAAUUAAAAAAGUAGAUAAGCUCUUUGAACAAAGUACAUCAAAUAGCUAUCAGGCCUGUGAUGGUUGGAAGAAAAAAUACUUUGAAACAAAGAAAGUCACAGCAUCACUAGAGGAGAUUUUAACAAAACUUCGAGAAGAUUUGGAACUUUACUAUAAAAAAUUGCUCAUGCAACUUGAAGCCAGGGAGAUCAAGAUGAGACCAAAGAAUCUGGCAAAUAUUACAGCCUCCAAGAAUUCCCUUAUAAUCCAGAUCACUGAAGUACAGCACGCAAUUGAUCAACUUAAGAGAAAAUUGGAUACUGACAAAAUGAAACUCAUAAUAGAAGUUAAGAUGAGAAAGCAAGCUGUUUCUGAUUUACGCAUAUUGAAAGCUGAAUUGGCACAAAAGAAAAUAAUACAUCUUUACAAUGUCGAAUAG
Elephantulus edwardii (Cape elephant shrew) is the source of this 1305-nucleotide messenger RNA. It is a transcript of the gene SPATA1, whose product is annotated as spermatogenesis associated 1. NCBI's taxonomy places the organism in Eukaryota, Metazoa, Chordata, Mammalia, Macroscelidea, Macroscelididae. The record is from RefSeq and is a predicted model, not a curated record.